AGGACUAAGGGAUGUCACAAGUAUUCCUCCUUCUGACCCUGCUCUGUUUCUCCUCCUGCAUCCAGGUGUCAUCUGCUGCAUCCCUCAAAACUUUGAUGGCAAGAUGGAUGAUGUACCGAGAUGAAUGUUUUCUAAAUAUUAGCAGAGAACCACCGAUGACAGGUCUUGUGUGCAACAGAACAUUUGAUAAGUAUGCCUGCUGGCCGGAUGCACUGCCCAAUACUACAGUGAGUGUGGCCUGCCCAUGGUACUUGCCCUGGCACAAGGAAGUCCGACAUGGGUUUGUGUAUCUGGAGUGUGAUGCAGACGGACAGUAUAGCAAACAGAAGAAUGUCAGCGAAUGUCUUUCACGUGACCCCACACAAAUCAACAUGCAACACUACGGACGGAUCCUUAGUCAGUUCCGGACCAUGUACACCAUUGGAUAUUCCCUGUCUCUUGCGGCGCUGGUGCUGGCGUUGGGCAUCCUGGUGGCCUUUAGGAAGCUGCACUGCAUGAGAAACAACAUUCACAUGAACUUGUUUGCCUCCUUCAUCCUGCGAGCCUCUUCUAUUCUCAUCAAAGAUGCCAUGUUGGAAAGGCCUGAUGACUUCCAUGUUGGUCAGGACAUCACCACUGAACUGGAGGUGGAGUGGCUGGUUAAAAAUGAGACGGCGGUUGGCUGCAGGGUUGCAAUGGUGAUGAUGCAGUACAGCAUACUGGCCAACAACUACUGGCUGCUGGUGGAGGGCAUCUACCUGCACAGCCUUCUGGUCGUCACAGUCUUGACGGAGAGGAAUUACUUCGCCAUCUACCAGUGUAUCGGCUGGGGUGCCCCUCUGAUAUUCGUGUUGCCAUGGGUGAUUGUGAAGUACUUGUACGAGAAUGAAGAAUGCUGGGUGCAGAAUAUUAACAUGGAGUACUGGUGGAUUAUUCGUUCGCCAAUCCUGCUGGCCGUGUUGAUUAACUUUUUCAUCUUCAUACACAUCAUCAAGAUCCUCGUGUCCAAACUGAGGGCGCACCAAAUGAGAUAUUCUGACUACAAGUUCCGGCUUGCUAAGUCAACCCUCACCCUGAUUCCGUUACUGGGGAUCCAUUCGGUCCUGUUUUCAUUUGUUACUGAUGAGUCUACCUCACAUGGAGCUCUAUCCCUGCGCCUCACAAAGCUAUUUAUCGACCUAUUCUUCAACUCCUUCCAGGUCAGGAAGUCUAGUGGCAGCAUCAUGGUCCCUCCUUCCAACCUCUCGCGGCUACCUGAUAUCGCUACCACUACCUCCCGGCUCGGCAGUCCAGAAGAGAAGCAGAUGCUGGUGUCCAACAGCCAGAAUGGUAUGGGUACUGGAUUGCAGUUCACCUCCACACCACAAGAUAGUUCCACCUGCAGUUCGAUAACAGAGGACAUAGUGAUGGUGGACAGAGGAAAGUGUUGUAGGGUUCAACGGGACAAUGCCAAGAGCAACCUGUGAGCUCCAGAUGUCUUGCAGAAGAAGACCCUUAGCCCAACCACCCUCGCUUCUUCUGGCUGAGGGCCCUGAAGCAAGGAGCAAGAGGCGUGUGAAUGUGUGCGUGUUUGUGUGUGAGUUUGUGAGAGCACUGUCCUCUCUGAUGGACACAUGAUGGACACCCGUUCAUCACGUUACAUGGUGCUCAGUUGACACUGUCCCAGUCAGACAAGAUCAGCGGUGAGCAGAAGGUGGAUAUGUGUUAAAGAUUUUCACAAAUGUACAUGCUAACAAACUCAAUGAUGAAGAACAGAGUCUUACCUCUAGUCUUAUAUUGCUGUCUGUGAUGUUGAUGAUUUAGUAGAGAAACCCCAUUGGGACUGCAGGGUCCAAGAGGAACCAUCAAAAGCAAACAUCAACCAUUGCCUCUGGAUGAAUGGAAGAUUAAGAAAGAGAUACACUUAACUGAACUUGUCAAAAAGUUAACUAAACCGGGUAAUGCAUUCCAGAGUGCAGAAGCUCCAUUUGAACCGAAGGAACCCCACAUGAAAAGACCAACUUGGACCUGAAUUUCCAUACAGGUUUAUGCUAAUAUGGUGCCGAUGGACCAGCAAAGCCAAAAAUGGGUGAAGCUGAUUGGUCAAGGACAUUCUGCUGGUCAAGUAAGCAGAGAAGCCUUGUGGUGACACCAACACACCAGCAUUUUUUUUUUGCAUAUAUUCUGCAAUCAAUUUACACUUUUGGUUACAUGUAACACGUAAGGCUGUUUUUGUGUAGUUUAAUUAAAACCAUCUUUGUCUUUGUUAGAAAUUAAUUGCCAAGCUAAGGUAUAGAUAUAAACUGAUCAAGUUUCGACAGGUAUUACCCAUGUGCCUUUUUCUGUAGGUCAUAGACCCCAAUAUUAAAACAAAAACAGAAAGAUUCACCUUGCAGAGUAAGUGAAGUACAAAUCAGUCACCCAAUCUUCAGAGGUGAAAGUUGCUUAAAGCAGGUUCUGUAUAGCAAA
This is a messenger RNA of Sinocyclocheilus grahami, 2427 nucleotides long. RefSeq names its product glucagon receptor-like. NCBI's taxonomy places the organism in Eukaryota, Metazoa, Chordata, Actinopteri, Cypriniformes, Cyprinidae. Gene Ontology annotation, molecular function: glucagon receptor activity; peptide hormone binding. The record is from RefSeq and is a predicted model, not a curated record. Gene Ontology annotation, biological process: adenylate cyclase-activating G protein-coupled receptor signaling pathway; cell surface receptor signaling pathway. Bases 12 to 1445 code for a protein of 477 amino acids. Gene Ontology annotation, cellular component: plasma membrane. The transcript is spliced from 12 exons.